Molecule: messenger RNA, 5229 nt
Organism: Tilletiaria anomala UBC 951
Lineage: Eukaryota; Fungi; Basidiomycota; Exobasidiomycetes; Georgefischeriales; Tilletiariaceae
Exons: 5
Coding region: 1-4770 (1589 amino acids)
Biological process (GO): cellular response to amino acid stimulus; cellular response to starvation; positive regulation of cell growth
Cellular component (GO): TORC1 complex; cytoplasm
Molecular function (GO): protein-macromolecule adaptor activity; protein binding
Source: RefSeq, a predicted model, not a curated record
AUGGCGGCCCUGAAUUCUCAAGGCCAUCCCAUUCACGUCGCUGCCGUCAACCACCCGACCGCCGCGGGGUCUCAUUUGGCAACUAGGCAAUCAGCGUAUUACCCCGACCACGUUGAGCCAUCUCAUGGUCGCUUUGAAGACGUGGGCGGCGCAGACUCGCAAGAUGACGAAAGUGCUCAGCUCGGCAACGACAAUGACGUUGACGAUGACUUGAGCACAACCAGUGGCAGGCGACACGGUGCACUACUUUUGCCUGAACCGGAAGACUACCUUCUUUUUAAUAGUCCUUACAUGACCCAUUGGAAUCACAAGCGGCAUCGCACCGGCGGCAAUCCUAAGCCAGUUGAUCCACGCGACUUGCCAGACUGGCGAAUGAAGGAGCGUCUUCGUACCAUUACAGCAUCCCUUGUCAUGUGCCUCAACAUCGGCGUUGAUCCUCCAGACGUAUCCAAGACGAACCCGUGCUCAAAACUCAUCUGCUGGAUGGAUCCUUCGUCGCUAGAAGUCUCCAAGGCGCUUCCUGCCAUCGGCAAAAAUCUACAAGCGCAAUUCGAGACCCUCAGCAUGAAAACUCGCUACAAGCAGUAUCUUGACCCGAUCGUGGAGGAGAUGAAGCGCAGCUGCACGUCUCAAAGGCGCUCAGCCAAGGAUGAGAGGGUGUUGUUCUACUACAGCGGCUACGGCGUCCCUAAACCCACGCCAGGCGGGGAGAUCUGGGUCUUCAACAAGGCAUACACGCAAUACAUCCCGGUGACGCUGUAUGAUCUGCAGACCUGGUUGGGCAGUCCAUGCAUCUAUGUGUGGGACGCAUCCGCCGCGGGCAACGUUGUCGUCAAUUUUAAGCGGCUACAGGAGAGAAAGCAUGCAGAAGAAGGGCGAGAUCAAGACCGAAAUCGAGAUCGCGACCGAGACCGGGAUUCGGCGCGUGGCACAGGGACAAAUGGCAGCAGCGGUGACGCGCAUUUCCCCCUGCGCGAAUCUAUCCAUCUCGCCGCCUGUGGUCCCGACGAGAUUCUUCCGAUGAACCCGGACCUGCCCGCCGACCUCUUCACUUGCUGUCUCACCUCUCCCAUUGAGAUUUCGCUGCGGUGGUUCGUGUUACAGAACCCUCUUCCGUCCAAGUUGAAUGUCGACAUGGUCAUGAACAUCCCCGGUCGCCUUCAAGAUCGUCGCACACCUCUCGGCGAGCUCAACUGGAUCUUCACAGCCAUCACCGACACCAUCGCUUGGACCGUGUUGCCGCGCGCAAUCUUCCGCAGGCUCUUCCGAGACGACCUCAUGGUGGCAGCUUUGAUGCGCAACUUUCUUCUUGCGGAGAGAAUCAUGCGCUUCUACCACUGCACACCUAUGUCACAUCCAGCCCUGCCAGAAACGCAUAACCAUCCAUUGUGGGACAGCUGGGACCUAGCAAUCGACCAGUGCCUCGCGCAGCUACCACAAUUGCUGGAGAAAGAACGCGCGCAAGUUGAAGCUGCCAAUGGCGGCCCGCCGGCUCCUCCCCACCUUUUGGCAGUCGAGUAUCGCCACUCGACGUUCUUCUCUGAGCAGCUGCAGGCAUUCGAAAUCUGGCUGAGUCAAGGCGGGGUCAGUCGCACGGGCAGGAGACGUCGGGUCAAUGCGCUGAGUACCGCGACACAGAAAAUGGAAGAGUUGGCAGAAGAAGAAGAAGCCGAGCCUGUGCGCGAUCCGCCAGAGCAACUGCCGAUCGUUUUGCAGGUCUUGCUCUCCCAAGUGCAUCGACUCCGUGCCCUCAUCCUGCUCAGCCAGUUUCUUGAUCUUGGUCCAUGGGCUGUCAAUCUCGCGCUCAGCAUCGGAAUCUUUCCGUAUGUCCUGAAGCUUUUACAAAGCCCAGCGGUGGACCUCAAGCCGGUUCUGAUCUACAUUUGGGCCAGAAUCCUCGCGGUGGACAGGAGCUGCCAGAACGACCUCCUUCGCGACAACGGCUUUGCAUACUUUGCCAGCGUCCUUUCUCCCUUUCAGCAGGAGAACGGCGGGGCAGGUGGUGUGGGUGGUGCAAUGGGCGCAGGGCUCUCCAUCCCCAACGUCUCGGAGCACCGGGCCAUGUGCGCGUUUAUUCUUUCAGUCUUUUGCUACGAUUUCCCAGCGGGUCAGCAAAUCUGUCUUGAGCAGACCGAUGUACUCGAGGCCUGCCUUGAGCAUCUGGAAGACGAUGACUUUCUGCUUCGUCAGUGGAGCGCGUUGUGCCUCGCAAGAUUGUGGGACAACUCGGAACUUGGGAAAGCCAAAGGACUUGAGAGGGACGGUCAUGGGAAGCUUUGCUGCAUGCUGAAUGAUGUCAGUCCGGAAGUUCGAUCGGCAGUGCUCUAUGCGCUCGGCACAUUGCUCGGGUGCACAAAUCAGGGCGAUGAUCUUCCCUCCUCGAAUCCGCCAUCACACUCCGCCUCUCCAUCAUCUUCAUCUCAGCACAAAUCACAAGCGAGACGAAGAGUUCCUGGCACCGGCUCCUCAACCGGAUUAGAAGAGAGUCGACAGCGUGGCGUCGAAAUUGGCAUCGCUAUCGCCAUUGUUGCUGCCAAGAACGAUUGCAGCCCCAUGGUGCGGAAGGAGCUUGUUAUUGCCCUUAGCGCUGUCGUCAAAGAUUACAAAGGUUUCUUUGCCAUGGCCGCUUACUUCUAUUAUCAACGCGAGGAGCGGUUCGCGCAAAGUGGGCUCUCAUUCUCUUCCAGCAAGCUGCCAUCGCAGGCGGAUGCUGAGAUUCCCGAGUGGCAACGGGAGGAGGAGAGUAUUCUGGGGCACAUGCUGUCGAAGCUUGCGAUAGAAGCCGAGCUUGACGAGCUCGACAUCGCAAACAUUUCAUCAUUUACAACUCUCUUUGUCGCCAUUCUCGACUUGAGCGCAGACGCCCAUUCGGAGGUAUCCAGCCUGGCUUGCACGGUUCUGGAUCAGAUCAUUGCCGUCUUGCUCGAGUGCAACCUUUCUCGCGCACCGUACGGCCUUGCUCAAACAGGAAAUGCCGAUGGAAUACUGCGUCACAUGACACCGACGACUACGACCCCGAUGGACGACUAUUUCUCUGCUCAAGUCAGGGUGCUGAAUUCCUCAGCUGUUGACCUUAACGCCCCAUGCUAUCCCGCCGUCAAUGGCCAGCAUCCAUUCAAAUCUCCGGCUCACUCUGUACGACGGAGCAUGUCAUUGGCUCAGACCAUGAAGUCCAUCGCCACUCUGGGGUACUCUCGGCCAUCUUCUCCGACCGGCUCGUCAGAUCACGAUUCAAUAUCCAGCUAUGUGGAGCGCCCCAAUAUGAGAAGCUCUGCCUAUGAGCAGCUUCAGCAUCCUGCACCUGCUGCCUCGAAUGCAGCUCAAUAUGUCUCGCCGUAUUCGAGAAUCGCCAGUCCAUUCCCAAGCGCCAAUACGCUGAGUUCCGGGCAGAACAGCCCUCGGCAGAACAGUCCGGGUCUUGCAACUCACUCAAAUGUGGUCUCGCGCUCAGCAAGCGCCGAGUCGCUCGCGCACAUUACCAGCAGACCAGAGCGGAAACGCACUGGCUACACGUCUGGGAUGGCGACUCCGUCUCCGCCUGUCUUUCCUUCACCACCAGUCCAGCAGGACGAAGUCUUAACAAACGCACGGGUUGCAGAUACGUUCGCCGCGCUGGUUGGGGCAGACCUGCACCGAUUCCGUCACCGUCACCUGGGUACUGAAGAUGAAAAUGGCAUUUCAAAUGCCGGCCACACCCCUGCCGCUUCGCCAAUGCUCUUGAGGUCCGGUCGUCCGAACAUUACGCAACUGGACACCAGCCACACGAGCGAGGUCCAGAACGUGCUGCCGCUCAGCAGUCGACUUUUCGUGUGGUGCAGUGAAUGUUACACGGAACCGCAGAUGAAGAAUGCGGAGGCCAAUGAGCCAGGCAGCAUUCGAUACAACGUGCAGACUUGGAAGAGACAACGCAAUGAGCGCAUUAUUGAAGAGGCCCAAGCACAGACAGACUACGCAUCCCACAACGCAUGGACCGAGACGGUCAGCCAGCUUCGAUCUUCCUCAAAUCCAUAUUUAAUGCUGUUCCAUCAAUUUGAAGACCACUUUGUCACCGCCACGGACACCGAUGUGGUCAACGUUUGGGACUGGAAGAAAGGGCGACUUCUGAGCAAGUUCAGUAAUGGCAACCCGCCUGGCACGCACAUCACUUCGACUCUUUUUGUCAACGAAGAUGCCGACACGCUGUUGCUGGUUGCAUCGGCGGAUGGCAAUGUCCGUCUUUAUCGUUAUUAUGACAAGAGCAUGGAGCGGGAUCUGCGUCCGGAGGUCGUGAGCGGUUUCCGCGCAUUGCCUGAACUGCUCAAGAGCUCAAGGCCAAGCGGGCUCAUUGUCGACUGGCAGCAGGUUACCGGCAAUUUGCUAGCUGCCGGCGACAGUCGAACAGUGAGAGUGUGGGAUGCGCAUCGCGAGCUCUGUGUCUGUGACAUUCCUACUAGGGCUUCAAGUCCGGUCACUUCAUUGUCCGCGGAGGUCGACAUGGGUCACAUUUUUGUCGCCGGCUUUGGAGAUGGUACUGUGGGGGUGUAUGACCGUCGCAAUCCGCCAGAUGCGGGUCUCGUUCGCUUAUGGGAGGAGCAUCAAAGCUGGAUUUCUAAGGUGCAGUUGCAGAAGCGAGGAAAUCGGGAACUGGUAUCAUGUAGCGUGGAUGGUGAAGUCAGGAUCUGGGACAUCCGUGGCCGCUCAUCGUUGUCCAAGGCAGACUUGAUGCCGGCUCUGAGAGGACGAGUGUCCUGCUUUGCAGUGCAUGAAAGGUUGCCUCUAUAUGCCGCGUAAGUGCUUCGCAGUCCUUGCAACCAUUUGAAUGACGGCUGAAGUGUGUUCAUUUUCGCAGAGCAUCUGCCCCACGCAUGACCAAGGCAGGACUGUUACCACAACGCUUCGCAAUCUUCAACAUCGACACAAUGCACACCAUCGGCAACUCGCAGCCUACUAUCCGCCCCUUUACCACCACCCCAGCAUCGUCGGGGAAUCCCAGUGCUGCGUUCGACAGCGGGGCACCGGUUCAACUACGGCCCUCUGCAUUCAGUCCGGCGUGGGGAGGAGUGGCGUUCCAUCCCCAUAUGAACAUUGUCGCGUACGGCGGCCCGGACCCUACGAUUGAGGUCAAGACUUGCCCGACUGCACUUGCCUCCCUUGGAAACGAUGCUGUUCUGACAGGAUCCAAGCCCAUUCCUAGCCUACCAUCAGGACCCAACGGUAGUUCGGGCGGAUGGCUGGGAUGGUGAGACAUUG